This is a messenger RNA of Parnassius mnemosyne (clouded apollo), 531 nucleotides long. NCBI's taxonomy places the organism in Eukaryota, Metazoa, Arthropoda, Insecta, Lepidoptera, Papilionidae. The record is from the annotation of a GenBank genome assembly.
AUGGUGCUGACUGAUUUUCUCACGGAGACGAGAAGGCGAUGGUUGAAGGCCUUCAAACUCUUCAAGAAAAGCAAGAACCGUAAGCCACCACGAAACCGAGUGUCUCCAGCGCUGGUGCGCUCGCCUUCCUACAGCGGCACUGUGGACGCCCGCCCGGAGAUAGAUAUCCAACACUUCUGUCCCUGUCGCACCUCUCUCCCACCCCUACAUCUCGCCAACGAGUCCUACGAGAACGCCUCGUAUUACAGUAGCUACAACAGCUAUAGCUCGCACAAUAACAGCCUGCAGAGUUACACAGAGUCGAACGAUGGUGGGAGGUCGGAUUCCGCUUAUGAGUCCACAAGGAGCAGUCCGGCUCACACGAGGCCGGUCUGUUACGCGACAGUCACUUACUUCAACGUGAACGACAGCGAGGACAGCUCCAGUAUCCACACCGAGUACACCAUGCUCGACUACGACCCUGACGCAGAUGAAGACGAGAGUGCCCAAAAUAUUAUCAACGAAAGCAUUGAGCUCGUCAGCACGUUAUGA